Molecule: messenger RNA, 615 nt
Organism: Darwinula stevensoni
Lineage: Eukaryota; Metazoa; Arthropoda; Ostracoda; Podocopida; Darwinulidae
Source: the annotation of a GenBank genome assembly
UGGAAAUGGUCCGAAUAUACAGCUUCCGUCCACCUGGAAAAUUCCACUUGGGAUAUCAAACUGGACCCUACCAUCCCUAGGUUUAAUCCAAAGGAGGAUAUUUCAGGAACCCUGCAACUGAAAUCCUCAGUGCAAAAAAACAUUCGUAGCAAGCUCUUGGAACAGUACCCACAUCUUGAUGAUUACCUGGAGCAGAUUAUUCCCAAGAAAGAGACCUAUCGCAUUGUGAAGUGUCAUGAUCACAUUGAAAUCUUUGUGAACUCUGCUGGAGACCAUCUCUUCUUUCGUCACAGGGAAGGACAGUGGGUUCCUACUCUUCGUCUACUGCAUAAAUAUCCUUUCUUACUACCAUGGGAACAGGUGGACAAGGGAGCAAUAAAGUUUGUGCUUAGUGGUGCCAACAUCAUGUGCCCUGGACUCACCUCUCCUGGGGCCCUCAUGACCCCUGCCUCUGAGAAGACCCUUGUUGCUAUCAUGGCAGAAGGGAAGCAGCAUGCUCUUGCAAUUGGGAUCACAAAAAUGUCCACAGAGCAAAUUGCAUCAGUGAACAAGGGGAUUGGAGUGGACAACAUUCACUAUCUGAAUGAUGGCUUGUGGAACAUGGAUCCAGUGAAG